AUGGUGAUGUUACAUAAAAUGUUGCCAUUGGUGAUUGACUGGGUUCUAACCUCGGUCUCUAAGAAAAAGCUCCCGUGCUAUAACAUCGAGACAAGCCGUCCCUCAAGUAUUAUCUCUUACAACAGUCAACAAUACACAUUCGACCUUCACCGUAAUCUUGCAUGGCAGUCUUCAGUCCACACAAUGUCCCUUGUGUCGGUUAGUGUUGUGUUCUUUUACUCGUGUUUUUGUGGUUGUGCUGCAUUACUUAGCUCCGACCCAGCGUUUCCUCGUAUCCUGGUGGCAAGUCCUGUGAGGGCGUGUCCUGGGGGGAUGAUGAGAGACCCAGGGGGUGACUGUCGUGCUGUGGUUGGGGGAGAGGACGACGAAAUAUGGACAGUGAGUCCGGGAGUGACAGGUGGAAACGGAGAAAUACAGGGAGGGACUUAUACGUCUGGGCCGACACAAGGUGAACAAUAUAUGAAUGGUCAGCAGUAUGGCAGUAAUAGCCUCUCAAGUCAGCAGAAUGGCAACAAUAGGCCUUACAUCAGCAGCCAAUACAGCAACAAUAGACCUUAUAUCAACCAGCAGUAUGUCAACAGCAGACUUUUCAGUAGAUUUAGGCCUAGCAGCAUCUCAAGCAACACUGUCAAUCGAACGUCUACAAGGCAAAGACGUCUCAGCGUCUACAAAGCUCUUCCGCUACACAAACGAUCCCGAUCAAAGGACGUUGAUGAAAUGAAAUCAAGUCUCACCAUGAAGACGAGUGCGCUGUUGCUUCUGGUAAUCGCGGUCUUCUCUGUGAUAGACGGAACCAAAUAUAAAGGGUAUGGAGGAGGUUAUGGGGGCUAUGGGGGUCAUGGAGGUGGUUGUUGUGGAGGAGGUCAUCAAGGUGGAUAUGUAGGUUACGCUGUCGUUCCCAUAUCCUAUGGUUACGGGGGUCAUGGCCAUGGAGGUUACGGUGGAGGUCACAAGAAGGGCUAUGGGAAGAAGUGGGGUUAA
Molecule: messenger RNA, 981 nt
Organism: Macrosteles quadrilineatus (aster leafhopper)
Lineage: Eukaryota; Metazoa; Arthropoda; Insecta; Hemiptera; Cicadellidae
Product: protein no-on-transient A-like
Exons: 3
Coding region: 1-981 (326 amino acids)
Source: RefSeq, a predicted model, not a curated record